GGGGAUGUUUACCGGAAUUUGGAAGUGAAAACGAGUAGAUUAGAGAGAGUGAUUUGGAGUGCAAAGUUGAUACUUUUGUCAGUUGGGAUUGUUUCUACUGUCAUUUUGUUCAAAGUGGCAAUAAUUCCAUACACAUUCAACUUCAUUUUCUCUAUGUUUUCGUUUCUUCCAAAGCUAUGGACUUUCUUCAGAAGUUUACUUUCUCCUCCUUAUAUUUACAUCCUUCUCAACUUCAUCAUCAUCUCCAUUGCCGCCUCUUCAACUUUCGCUCGGCAAAACAACCCCCACCCUGUGAAAAAAGUCACCAAGACAGUGGCCUCCAAGACCACCAAAAAGACUCCCCCGGAAAAGACCCAAAACUUUCAAAAAAGUGUCAACAACAUCCAGCAGCCUCAUGACGAUGAUCUCUGGUCUCAAAUGGUUCAACAUCAUGUUGAUGAUGAAGUUAAAGAAGAAAACUCCACUUUGUCCACUCUCAAACUCACCGACCCAUCUCAAGAAACCGCCUCAAACGCCGCAUUACCGGAAGAUUUCACUGAAAAAUCUGAGGAGUUUACUCAGGAAACUCUUGAAGACACGUGGAGAUUGAUCACUGAAGGCCAGGGAAAGCUACAGAACCGGCACCUGAAGAAGAGUGACACGUGGGACACGCCACCACGGGCUGCCGUCAACGCCGCAAAGGAGGAAAAAACCGGCGGAGAACAUGGUGAACACCAUCCCGAUAGCGAUGGUGAUGAUAGUGACAAUCCUGAGGAUCACGUCGCGUGGGCCAAACGUGAGCUGAGAAAGUCAGAGACUUUCAGUGACAAGGCGUCUCUGAGGAGGGAGAAAUCGAUGAGUCAGGACGAGUUGAAUCGAAGGGCCGAUGCUUUCAUCAAGAAGUUCAACAAUGACAUGAGGUUGCAGAGGAUGGAGUCUCACCAGCGUCAGAUGGCGAUGAUUACAGGAGGAGCUUAAGUUGGUUUUUAAUCAGUAAUUUUAGCUUAAUUAAGAACCUAAUGAUAGGGGGUUAAAUGUUGAAUUUUUAUCGUUGUUAGGUUGUGAAUAACAAUCACCCCUUUCUACUGUUACUGUUAAUGUCACCAUGUAAAGGUUAAUUAGAAUUGCCAUGGCCUUAUUCUAGUUAAUUAUAUUGUAUAAAAACCACCAUGAGGGUUCAGUUGACAGUGCAGUCGGCCUGUGUUAAUGGCCUAUUUCGUCGCAAUAAGAUCUUAUGAUUUUGGCUUA
Molecule: messenger RNA, 1227 nt
Organism: Pistacia vera
Lineage: Eukaryota; Viridiplantae; Streptophyta; Magnoliopsida; Sapindales; Anacardiaceae
Exons: 1
Coding region: 154-957 (267 amino acids)
Source: RefSeq, a predicted model, not a curated record